Messenger RNA from Oenanthe melanoleuca, 9150 nucleotides. RefSeq names its product multiple epidermal growth factor-like domains protein 6. The transcript is spliced from 36 exons. Gene Ontology annotation, molecular function: protein binding; calcium ion binding. The record is from RefSeq and is a predicted model, not a curated record. NCBI's taxonomy places the organism in Eukaryota, Metazoa, Chordata, Aves, Passeriformes, Muscicapidae. Bases 1 to 4509 code for a protein of 1502 amino acids.
AUGCGAGCCGGCCCGGCGCUGCUCUCCGUGCUGCUGGGCUGCGCUCUGGCCGCGGAGCCGCGGCUGCAGCGGGGCAUGCCAAAUGUGUGCCCAGUGCUGGAGCUGGCACUGGUGGGACACCAGGAGCCCUGCAUUCAGUCCUUCAGCAGGAUGGUGAAGAUGUGGAAACAAGGCUGCAUGAAGAGGAGGUGGUGUGUGAGCUAUGAGAGAAGGUCUGGCUACUACACAGUUUACAAGCAGGUGUACAGGAUGGAGCAGCAGACUGUCUACAAGUGCUGCCCUGGCUGGGCCCAGCAGGACAAUGAACCUGGCUGUCUGCACUUGCUCUGCAGUGCUGGCACUUGCUUCAAUGGAGGGAGAUGCUCUGAGGAAGGAUCCCAGGUGUGCCAGUGCCCUGCAGGAUUCCAGGGUCCUCGCUGCCAGUAUGAUGUGAAUGAGUGCAGCAUGGAGAACGGGGGCUGCCAGCACCGCUGCUGCAACACCAUCGGCAGCUACCACUGCAAGUGUCCUGCUGGCCAGAAGCUGGGGGAGGAUGGCAAAUCCUGUGGAGACGUGGAUGAGUGUGAGGUGCUGAAUGGAGGCUGCCAGCAGGGCUGUGUCAACACCCAGGGCUCCUUCCAGUGCCAGUGCCGGGCGGGAUUUCGGCUCCACGCCGACGGGCGCACCUGCAUCGCUGUCAAUUCCUGCAGCAUUAACAACGGGGGCUGUGAGCAGGACUGUGUUCAGCUCAGUGAGGACCACUACAGGUGCCAGUGCCAGCCAGGCUACCAGCUGAAGACAGACGCCAAAUCCUGUGAAGAGACAGACCCCUGCACAAGUGGGAAUGGAGGAUGCUCACAAAUCUGUCAGAAUGAGAGAGGAAUUGCAAAGUGCGAGUGUCAUCCAGGGCAUUCUCUUUCUGCAGACAAAAAGUCCUGUUUAGACGUAGAUGAGUGUGCAGAGGGCAGAGCCAGGUGUGCCCAUCGCUGUGUGAACACCCCGGGCUCCUUCAGCUGUGCCUGCAGCCCCGGCUUCGAGCUGGGCGCGGACGGGCGCCAGUGCUACCGCAUCGAGAUGGAGGUGGUGGAGAGCUGCGGGCAGGGGAACGGCGGCUGCUCGCACCGCUGCGAGCACACGGCGGCCGGUCCGCGCUGCGCCUGCGGCCGCGGGCAGCGCCUGGCUGGGGACGGCAAAACCUGCUCAGAGGUGGAUGAGUGUGAGACUGGAGAGUCCUGCUGCUCCCAGUUCUGCAUCAACUACUCGGGGGGCUACGAGUGUGCCUGCAGGGCGGGGUUCCAGCUCGGCGCCGACGGCUGCUCCUGCGACGAUGUGGAUGAAUGUGGCCUGGAUAAUGGCAACUGUGACCAUUUCUGUGUGAAUUCCCUGGGGUCGUACGAGUGUGCCUGUAAGGAGGGUUACAGGCUUGGGGAUAGCAGAUGGGCCUGCGUGGGUGUGGAGGAGGUGGAUGCAGAGGAGGCAGCAGGGCUCGCUGCAGCCCCAGGGCUGCAGUUCCGAGGGCCCCCCCAGCUGCUCCACUACGCCCUGGGAUCCCUGGCCGAGGAUGGAGACCCCCGAGGAGAGCUCACCCUGGUGCACAGGGUCGUGUGCCUGGGUGACACGUUUGGCCAGGACUGCAGCCUGAGGUGUGAGGAUUGUCUGCACGGGGGCAGCUGCAACAGCGAGCGCAGCGGCUGCGUCUGCGCGCCCGGCUGGGCUGGUGUCAUCUGCAAUGAGACCUGUCCCCCCGGGACGUUUGGCAGGGGAUGUGCCGGUGUCUGCCAGUGCCAGAAUGGAGGCUCGUGUGACCCCGGCACGGGGCAGUGCCACUGUCCCCCCGGUGUGCUGGGACAGCUCUGCGAGGAUGGCUGCCCAAAAGGUUUCUUUGGGAAGAACUGCAACAAACCAUGCAACUGUGCCAACAAUGGCCACUGCCACAGACUGUACGGAGCCUGCCUGUGUGACCCCGGGCUCUACGGCCGCUUCUGCCACCUCACCUGUCCCAGGUGGGCGUUCGGCGCGGGCUGCUCGGAGGAGUGCCAGUGUGUGAAGGAGCACACGCUGGAGUGCAGCCCCAGGAACGGCUCCUGCACCUGCCAGCCCGGCUACCACGGCACAAAGUGUCAGAAAGAGUGCACCCCGGGGUUUUAUGGGGCUGGUUGCAAACUGAGGUGCAGCUGUCCUCCUGAUGUUCUGUGUGAUCCUGAGACAGGAGCCUGCAAACAUCCGUGUCCAGCUGGGUUUCAUGGAGAAAAAUGCCAUUUGUCCUGCCAGCCUGGCAGCUUCGGGGUGGGCUGCAGGCAGAGGUGCAGCUGUGGAGGAGCCCCGUGUGAUCCGAAGACAGGGCAGUGUGUUUGCCCAGCUGGGAAGACUGGUGCCUCGUGUGAGCAAGAUUGCCCAGAUGGCCAGUGGGGACCAGACUGCCAGAACUCCUGCGAGCCCUGCGCCAAUGGGGGACAGUGCAACAGGGAAACUGGAGCCUGUGACUGUCCCCCUGGCUUCACUGGGCCAUCCUGCUCUGCCAGGUGUCCUGAGGGGAGCUUUGGCCCAGGCUGUGAGUCCAGCUGUCAGUGCCAGAACGGAGCUGCCUGCGACCACGUCAGCGGAGCCUGCACCUGCACGGAGGGCUGGACAGGAACCUUUUGUGAGAGAGCUUGUCCAGACGGAUUCUUUGGGAUUGACUGCCACCAGGUGUGCAAGUGCAAGAAUGCUGCUGGCUGUGACCACGUGCUGGGCUCCUGCCACUGCCUCCCAGGCUGGCUGGGAGAGAGCUGCGAGCAGCCCUGCCAGGGGAGCAGCUAUGGGCCGGGCUGCAGGAACACUUGUCACUGUCACAACGGAGCUCUCUGUCACCACGUAACCGGGACGUGCCUUUGUAGCCCAGGCUGGAAAGGAGCCACCUGCCAAGAAGCUUGUCCCCCCGGGUGGUACGGAGCAAACUGCCAGCAGCGCUGCCUCUGCCACGGCCAGGCCACCUGUGACCCUGUGAGUGGCCAGUGCCAGUGUCCCCAGGGCUGGACAGGGACAGCCUGUGAGCUGGAGUGUGAGGAGGGGCAGUUUGGAGAGGGCUGUGAGCAGAACUGCAGCUGCCACCACGGGGUGUGUGACCAUCCCUCGGGGAGGUGCCUCUGCCGCGCCGGCUGGACCGGAGACCGCUGUGACGUUGCCUGCCCGCCGGGAUUUUUCGGCACGCGCUGCGAGGAGCGGUGUGACUGCGCCCACGGCUGGUCCUGCCACCCCCGGACUGGAGCGUGUCACUGCCAGAGCGGGUGGCGAGGGCGGCACUGCGACAAACCCUGCCUGCCGGGCCGCUACGGCGCGGGCUGUGCCCGGCGCUGCCGCUGUCCCCCGGGAAGGCCCUGCCACCACCUGACGGGCGCCUGCGGAUGUCCCCCGGGAUUCACCGGCCUCGGCUGUGACAAGACUUGUCCACCGGGCACGUAUGGGCAGGACUGUCACGGAGUGUGCCAGUGCUCUGCUGAGAAUCAGGAAUGUCACCCUGUUACCGGCCACUGCUCCUGCAGCCCGGGCUACCACGGGGCCCACUGCCACCUCCAGUGUCCAAAAGGUACUUACGGUUCAAGCUGCCAAAAUCCCUGUACAUGCAUGAACGGAGGCCACUGUGACCCUGUGUCAGGAACGUGUGAUUGCGCUCCCGGAUUCAUCGGAGCCAACUGCAGCAAAACUUGCCCUGAGGGCCGGUAUGGGAAGGACUGUGCCCAGUUGUGUGCCUGUGGCAAAGGCCAGUGUGACCCACGGACUGGCGAGUGCACCUGUGCCCCCGGCCACACAGGACCUGCCUGUCAGCAAGUGUGUCCCCAGGGACAAUAUGGCCCCAACUGCCAGCUGACCUGUGCCUGUCAGAACGGUGGCAUCUGUGACCACGUGGAUGGCAACUGCACCUGCGGGCUCGGCUGGACAGGAAGAUCCUGUGAGAAAGAAUGUCUCCCAGGAAAGUAUGGGGCUGGCUGCUCCCUGGACUGCCCAUGCCAGCACAAUGGCACCUGUGACAGGUUCACAGGCUGCUGCAGGUGCCCCGAGGGUUUCUACGGCCACUCCUGUGAGCACAGGUGCCCCCUUGGAUUUUAUGGGCUGGGCUGUCUUCAGGCCUGUGCCUGUAAAAAUGGAGCGACCUGUGAUGCAGUGACUGGACAGUGCCUUUGUCCUUUGGGUUAUCAUGGUGUCCACUGUGAAAAAGGCUGUGACAGGGGCUGGUUUGGUGAGAGGUGCCAGCAUCAGUGUGACUGUGGAGAGGCUCCUUGUGAUCCAGAGACUGGGAAGUGCCUUUGCCCACCUGGGAAGACUGGAGACAAGUGUGACAUUGGGUGCAGACCAGGCAGGUACGGCCCCGGCUGCUCGCUGCGGUGCCAGUGCGCCGGCAGAUCCCGCUGCAACCCCCGCAACGGGAGCUGCGCCUGCCCGAGCUCCUGGAUGGGGCCAACCUGCACACAAGGUGGCCCUCCAAAGCUUCCUUUUUAUGAAGAACAAGCUCAAGAAAGAGGGAGUAUUUUUCCAAGAGCUCUACAACAGUAACAUUUGGACUAAUAAAUGAACUGUUUUAUAUGCACAGACGGUAUUUGAAUUUGGAUAUGAAAACAGUUAUUCAAUUCAGCUUGAAUUGUACUGAAGUAUUCACACUUCUUAUGGAAGACUACAGAGGCCAUUUAGUAGCUGGAUCCUUUUAAAAAGUUGAAUCUGUUUCAUGUGCUUAUUCCUAGCCUCUUGUCCCUCCAUUAAUCUACUCUGGACAUUCUUUCUGAUAUUAAUAUAACUCAUUGCUUGGAAGCCUGGACAUGUUUUUAAUCAGACCAGCUCCAAAGCGUAUCAGGAUAAGCAGCAUGUAACGCAUCACCAUGGAAUGAGCCAUGCUCCGUAUCAGGAACUUUCUAAACCCACUCGACAACCAGCACCAAGUCUGAAAUAAUCCACAGAUUAUUUCUCUACAGGUUCACUGCAAAAUCACAUUGCACAGAAACUAGAGGGAUUCACCAAGUUAAUUCCUCUUUGAAUAACAUUGUGUGUUCUAGAGAAGCACGCUGUUGAAUUUUGAACUUGCAGCUGAAGAAGAAUCCGCCAAGAUCCGACAAGAGUCCUCAAUACUUUGUUAAUUUAUUUAAGAGCAUCUUCUGCAUUUCUGGUGUGGUUUGACUGCUUGGAAGGUCUCUGUCUGAGUCUGUCUUCCAGAGAACAUGGUGUUAUCUGCCAGACUUGCCUGGCAUUCUGUGUUCUCACAUCUUACCAGACGAAUUUCUCAGUGGGUUGUCAAGCCAAACUGUGCAGCACUCUCAUCAAACAGUGUCUGCUAAUGCAGAAAAUGUUUCAUCUUGAGUGGACAAAGCAGAUAGUAAGCAAGGAAGGAUGCUUAAAGAUAAUAUCUUUGGGGUUUGUGCUUUUAUUGAGCAAUUUUUUUUAAUCAAGUCAUCUCACAACAGUCAACAGCUGCUGGUGGCCACCUCUUAGAACAGAGACAUUUUGGUGCUAUUUUGUCUGUUUAGACAGGUUUUCCUUUGAUAUAGAACUACAUCAUUAUAAAGAAAUUUACAUUCUGUAUUUUAAUAUUCUGAGUUAAUCUGAGACUAAAACAUUUCAGAGUGCCUCUUUGUACCUCUCUUUAUGUUAGGAGUUACAAAAUCUAUGUAGUAACCACUUGAUCCUGACUGUAUCAAAAGUGCAUUUAAGGGGCAUCAGGACUGUGGUAGACAUGGAAUAUGGGCAGUUCCAGCUCUUGUGCUGACAUGCCACUCACCACCAGAACAAAUUGCAGCUCUGCAAGAGCAGGUUUUUGUUUUGCAAGGGACAAAAUGGCAAUAAUUGAUGGUAACUUGGGAUUUUUGAAGAGGUUUGUUGUUGUGGUAAGUGAUGAGUUGGUGAAGCAGGAUCCAUGAGGUUGGAUGGGAAGGUGAGGUUACAAUUUUCCCCUGUGGUUCACCCCAGAGCUUAAACACAUCUGCAGUCAAUGACUGUCCAGGCCAAAGCAAGGGGCACUUGCUUCCCUGGGAGUUUAUUUCUAAGUGUGAUCUAUGGGAGGCAACACAGUUUUAGGAGGUGUUGUCCAAGCUUCAUGGAAGUCUUAUUGUUGUUAUUCAUUACUUUUUUAGGUAUUGAAAGAAAAGGUAUUUGUGAAUGUGUCAAAGUUAAUUAACUAACUGUGCUUUCAGCCAGAAAAUCACUGGAGCUGAUGCUGAUCCCUUUUAAUUUCUUUUGUAGAGCUCAAUGAAUGUCACUGAGAAGUUCAUUCAAUGUAAAUGAGGCAAAAUUAUGGUCCCAGAAGCAAGUGACUCUCAGCAAGGCAGUGACAUUUUAAAUGUUCUUUUGGAGGUGUGAUGGCCUGGGUCUGAUCUGACAAUUAUGUGAAUUUGGGGCAAUUUCACUGAACAGGAACCUGUAAGGUAAAUCUCCUGUGAGACAAUGAGAUAUAAUUUUAGCAGCUGCUGGAGAAGAACAAUUCAAGUUGAGCAGUUGACAUAUUUUGAUCUUAACUUUGCAUUUACUGCAGAGCCAAACUACAGCAGCGUUGCAAGUGUCACACUGUACUCAAGAUUGUUUGUAGAAUCAUCGAGGGAGUAAAGCUGUAGAAAACCUCUGAAUGACUGAGCUUCUUUUUAAAGCCUGGUCAACUUCAGAGUCAAAUGGGUCAGAGGUUCAUCAUUCAAGUCAAAUUUCAGAGAUUCAUCCCACCUAGUUUUGACUAUCUCCAAGGAUGGAGAUCCCACCACCUCUUUGAACCUGUCCUAGUGGAGAUUUCAUUUUCUCUCUAUUUUUUUCCUGGUUUCUAAUCAGAAUUUCUUGAGUUUCAUCUUUGGUCCAUGGUUUCUCAUCCUUUCAGUGUAGAUCUCUGAGGAGCCUUUGGCUCCCUCUCCUCCACAGCCCCCAUGGGGUAGUUGGCCACAGCCUUGGUCUUCUCUUCUGAAGACACCCCAUUACCUCAGUGACCCUCCACUGGCCACAUUCCAGUACCUAAGACUUUCCAGUUCAUUCCAGCUGCCCAGAGACUGCUGUGGUUACUCAGCAGCUCGUGCAUAAAACCCUUUACACUGCUGUCAGACAGCAGAAUGUAUCAAAUGUACUGUUUUUCUCUUAUUUUCGUAGCUUGAUGUGUGAUUUGAGCAGCUAAUCAAAAUGGAAACUUUUCUCAAGCCAUAUUAUUUACACCUGUGUAUACUUGUUUACAUUUUCCACAGUACCUUGAUAAUAGAAAUGUAAAUAUGUAGCAUAAGGAAAUAAAAGAUUUUGUAUUAAGUGUUUUUAAAGGAUGUCACAAUUUUAGGUACAUGAUGGAACACAUAUUUCAAGUGACUGAUAUUUCAAGUGACUGAUACUGAGUCUGUGCCAAUGAAUUAAGAGGCCCAAGUAGAUCUGCCUUGGGAAAUAUUUCAGCAGACUUUUUUUUAAAUCAAAAAAUGCCAAUUCAUACAAACCACUCCCUAUGCAAUAGACUUUUUAAAUUCAAAGUGCUUCUUGGCUGCUUUAUGUUACUACCUUGGGAAAAGAAGUUCACUUCAGUGCUAUCAAAUCGAGAAUUCUGAUUUGUGGCUCUGCAUCGCUUCUUGUUCCAAUACAAAGUACAGUCAUAUACAGGUAAAAAUCAGAAUUAAAGAUUUCAAAAACGUUAAAAGAGGAAUUUUGAUUGGGGUAGUUGGAGUGUCUUAUCUUGGUUGUUAUUUUUUUCAUAAGGCAUUAAAAAUGUUUACAGGGUUUUGUUUUCUAUAAGAGCCACACUUUACAUUAUUAGCUGUUAAUUAAGGAAGUUUACAUGCUUCUGAUAUUAUUGUUCUGAUUCUGCUCUUUACUACAGUUUAACAUAUUUACCUAAUUCCUUGCCUACAAAGUAGUCUUUAUUAGACAAGAUGGAAUUUUUAAUGGAAAACUGACUAAAUCAGCUUUUCCAGAGAUUAAUUUUGUGGCAAGUGAGUGUAGUUGCUACUAAAUUAACACAACUCUGCUUAUUUUCUUCAUCAGAUUCCAGUGAAAGAGUGUAAGGCUGAUACAGCCCUGACCACAGCACUGGGGCUUGCUGAAAAUGAAAGUGAAAAAUGCAGUGAAAAUGGGGUUUGUAGUUAAAUUGAUGUCCAUCUUCCUGUUGGUGGAGGUGUUUGCUGGCUCCCCAUUUCCCAGGGGGCUGAAGUUAAUUACAGUUCCUUGAAGAAAGCGCUCUGUGUAUUCUUCUGUAACACACUUGCACAUGCAGAUAACUCCUUGCAGAAAGACACUGGAAUUAUUUCAGCCAUGCAGUUCCUGUGCCAAAUCCCCCUCUCUUACCUUGUGUGCUCCAGAUAAGUUCAGUUGGAGUGGGGAGUUGAGUGUAACUCAGUGGGCCCAGCAGAACUUGCUCGCUGCGAAUUCAUGAAACCAGAACAACAUGUUUUAAGUUAGACCUCACUAACACUAUUCUCAUAGGAAAACAAUCAGAAUUUUAAAAAUUCCCCGCUUCCCCUGCCAAAAAUUAUUAUUCUACUUUUAUCCUUUUUAUGUUGAAGAACCAUAGCUAUUAAAGUUUGCCCAGAUUCCUUGCCAACCAUAUUAUUUUGAUUGGCUGCAGGUUUCUGUUUGUGUAAGUAAUAACCAGCAUAGUGUCAGGAGUUGCCAACGGGACAAACAUGGAAAUAAUGCCUUCAUGUCCUUCCCAGAAGAGGCAAAGACACAUUUGGGAGCCAUGGUGGCUUCAUUGUGCAGAUCAAACAGUGUUAGAAUUUAGCUUCUUAUCAGAGCAAAGUAAAGCUUAGGAGCAAUCUUUGAGAGUGCUGGUGGACCAAGAAACCUCCUUCUUCCCAUCCUUGUGUUAAUAUUUUUAUAUUUAGGCUAGAAACCUUCUCAGUCCCCAGUUUUAGGAGGAAUUUUCCUUCAGGUUGACCAGUGACUGAGCAGCUCCGUGCAUGGGCUGCAACUGUGCCCAGUAAUACUUUUGCAAGGUCACAGCUUUAAAUUCUGACACUGUGUAAAGCAAUUUCCAGCAGUAAACACCAAAUCUCAGCCUUGUAGAACAUAAGUUGUUCGUUCUGUUCUUUUUAUUGCUUUUAAUAAGCACUUGCAUAGCAAUAUUGUGUCUCUGUGAAUUUGUAACCCCUCUUCAAGGAAUGUGUGGCAUGUAUCUCAGAUUUGUACUGUACUUUCUGUUGUAGAUGUGUUGUAGUGAAAGGAUGCUUUUGUUAUAUAUAAACAUGUCAUUAAAACUUG